Molecule: messenger RNA, 1793 nt
Organism: Zalophus californianus (California sea lion)
Lineage: Eukaryota; Metazoa; Chordata; Mammalia; Carnivora; Otariidae
Gene: LPAR4
Product: lysophosphatidic acid receptor 4
Exons: 2
Coding region: 354-1466 (370 amino acids)
Biological process (GO): positive regulation of Rho protein signal transduction; phospholipase C-activating G protein-coupled receptor signaling pathway
Cellular component (GO): membrane
Molecular function (GO): lysophosphatidic acid receptor activity
Source: RefSeq, a predicted model, not a curated record
UAAAGGCAUGCCGGCUACCGCAUUCAAGAGAGACAUUCCUUAACAAAGAAAAGAGAUAAAUGUAAAUAAGCUCACAUUUUCAGAAUGAGCGGUUUGUUGUAAGAAGCUUCGGCAGCCCAGAGUCUGUUACUUUGGGCUGGGCGAAACUUUCCCUGUAAAAAAAUAUGGAUUAAAAUAUGCACUUCUAAAGUGCAAGUUGUUCAUUUACAUGUUUAUUAGCUAAUUGUCUACAGGCAUGAGCACAUUCUUUCAUCUUGCACACUCUUUCUUGGGGAGGAAAAUAUUUCUUACCAGUCUCUAGUCUCAAAGUGGUGAACCCUGCAGCCAGCAGGCCUUCUGAAAAAAAAAAAUCAAUGGGUGACAGAAGAUUCAUUGACUUUCAAUUUCAAGAUUUAAAUUCAAGCUUCAGACCCAGGUUAGGAAAUGCUACUGCCAAUAAUACUUGCAUUGUUGAUGAUUCCUUCAAGUAUAAUCUAAAUGGUGCUGUCUACAGUGUUGUAUUCAUCCUGGGUUUGAUAACCAACAGUGCCUCUCUGUUUGUCUUCUGCUUCCGCAUGAAAAUGAGAAGUGAGACUGCUAUUUUCAUCACCAAUCUGGCCCUUUCUGAUUUGCUCUUUGUCUGCACUCUACCUUUCAAAAUAUUUUACAAUUUCAACCGUCACUGGCCUUUUGGUGACACCCUUUGCAAGAUCUCUGGGACUGCAUUCCUCACCAACAUCUAUGGGAGCAUGCUAUUCCUCACCUGUAUUAGCGUGGAUCGUUUCCUGGCCAUUGUCUAUCCCUUCCGAUCUCGUACCAUUAGGACAAGGAGGAAUUCUGCCAUUGUGUGUGCUGGAGUCUGGAUCCUAGUCCUUAGUGGUGGUAUUUCAGCUUCUUUGUUCUCCACCACUAAUGUCAACAAUGCAACCACCACCUGCUUUGAGGGCUUCUCCAAACGUGUUUGGAAGACUUAUCUGUCCAAGAUCACCAUAUUUAUUGAAGUUGUUGGUUUCAUCAUUCCUCUGAUAUUGAAUGUCUCUUGCUCUUCUGUGGUGCUAAGAACCCUUCGCAAGCCUGCUACACUGUCUCAAAUUGGGACCAAUAAGAAAAAAGUGCUGAAGAUGAUCACAGUGCAUAUGGCAGUCUUUGUGGUAUGCUUCGUACCCUAUAACUCUGUCCUCUUCCUGUAUGCCCUAGUGCGCUCCCAAGCCAUUACCAAUUGCUUGUUGGAAAGAUUUGCAAAGAUUAUGUACCCAAUCACCUUGUGCCUUGCAACUCUGAACUGUUGCUUUGACCCUUUUAUCUAUUACUUCACCCUUGAGUCUUUUCAGAAGUCCUUCUACAUCAAUACCCAUAUCAAGAUGGAGUCCCUGUUUAAGACUGAAACACCUCUAACCACAAAGCCUUCCCUUCCAGCUAUUCAAGAAGAGAUUAGUGAUCAAACAACACAUAAUGGUGGUGAAAUGAUGUUAGAAUCUACCUUUUAGGUAAUGAGAACUGUCUUUUUAGGUCCAGAUAUGGUCUUUCUUAUGAAUUUUCCUAUGCUAUGAACAAGACAGUUUGAAGCUAAUGAUACUGAAAAUAGAUUAAUGUACUGAAUACAGUCAGAUACAUUUAUUUGAAUGUUUAUUGUGCAUAUGCUGUUUUGUUCAAUAAUUAUAGGUCAGGUCUAAUUACAACAACCAAAAGAGAUUGCCAAACUCUUCUGCUGUGUUUUAAUUUCAUUGUAUCACAUUAUAUGAGUAGCCAGUGGCCUUGACAUUAGUGAUAUGGAGAUUAUUUUAAAAUUUUUUAAAAAGAUAUUUCCACUCUGG